Molecule: messenger RNA, 813 nt
Organism: Pyricularia oryzae 70-15
Lineage: Eukaryota; Fungi; Ascomycota; Sordariomycetes; Magnaporthales; Pyriculariaceae
Exons: 3
Coding region: 1-813 (270 amino acids)
Source: RefSeq, a predicted model, not a curated record
AUGGUCUCUGUUCGCAUCGCCACUUGCCUCGCGGCCUUUGCUGCUGCCGUCAGCGCCGCUCCUGUCCUCCCUGCCGAGAACGCUCUGACCUACGAGACCCUCAACGUGACCGACACCGCUGACCGCACUCUCCGCAAUGGAGAGCGUGUCGUCUUUGGCAACGGACGCACCACCGUCGUCUCCGAGGCCACCUACAAGCUUCUCCUGAAGCUCGAGGGCGUGUCUGCCGAGACCCCCGAGAUCGACUGGGACUACAUCAAGUCCGGCGAGAAGUUCGCCGGCAACUACCGCAACGGGACAAGCCUGGACAAGCGCGACUGCAGCAACGACAUCUCGUACACCGUCGACACCAAGCAGCGGUUCGUCGACUGGGACGUGCAGAUGUCGCCCGUCAUCAUCGGCGCCGGAAACCACGGAAUCGACAUCACCAUCUCCAAGUCGUGGACCGUCUCCAACGGCAUCACCGUCAGCGGCGGCUUCGACCCCAGCUCCCUCUACUCGAAGCUCGGUGCUUCGUUUGGCGUCGACUACUCGCGCGUCUGGACUACUUCUCAGGGCUACCUGGUCCGCGCCACCGUCGAUGACGGCCAGACUGGUGUUGUUAUCACCGAGCCUUGGGUCAACCGCAAGUACGGCCGUACCUUCCAAGGCUGCCCCGGCAGCCUCCGCCAGGUCGGCACCUUCAUGGCCGACUCUCACGAGGACGGUUCCUACGAGGGUGUCAGCUGGGUUAGUGGUGCUAUCACCGGCUGCAUCAAGAGCCAGAGCUCCAUUCCCCUCACCCGCUGCCACGGAUCGGGCGCCUUCAGGUAA